Poeciliopsis prolifica (blackstripe livebearer) is the source of this 5494-nucleotide messenger RNA. It is a transcript of the gene entrep3, whose product is annotated as family with sequence similarity 189 member B. The transcript has 15 exons. Lineage: Eukaryota; Metazoa; Chordata; Actinopteri; Cyprinodontiformes; Poeciliidae. The coding region runs from base 952 to 3147 and encodes 731 amino acids. Gene Ontology annotation, cellular component: membrane. The record is from RefSeq and is a predicted model, not a curated record.
UUCGGUUUGCAAACACUAUUAUUCGCCCGAGUGUCGGAAGAGGGACGCAGAAAGAACGAAGAGGGGUCAAUAAAGGUGAACAUGGAGAGAUACCACACAUGUGCCUGAUCUAUAAGUGACGGCUGUGUGAGGCUUGGUGGGAGGCGGAGAGGAUGACGAACUGUAAGGUCGCCAGGUCGGGAGCGCACAUGUGGGGACGUCUUUUCUCAUGACCGAGCGCACGCAUGUCGCCUUUGCUGCACGGAGCGCAAAACAGCGAGCGAUCGUUGGCCGCUUUCUUUGGGACGGUUCGAGAACCUGCGGCCUGCGCGGGGCUCCGGUUAUACCGCAAUGCCACACGGGCCGAGAUGAGGGAGAGGCUGCGAGCCGGCGGGGAGGAAGAGGAGGACGCGUCUGCAGGCAGCAAAUGAUGCGAAAAGGGAGGAUUUAAAACGAGCCGAGUCGAUGUUUUACCCGGCUUUAAAGUUGUGUUUUUACUCGGACUGAACAGGAAAGUGGCACAAGGUGUACUCUGCGCUGCAUGGACUGAGACUCCGCUGCGUCGACUCGAACUGUCUCAGCAGCAGCAGCAGCAGAGCUCAAACGUCAAGUGGGGUGAGUGCUGUUGUUGUGUAGAGAGCUGCUCGACUCUCAGCUUUCUGCUGAUCAAGUUCUUGGACUCGCUGACCGGUCUGGACAUUACGCAGGAACCAUCGCACCUGCCAGGGGGUCAGCUUGAUGCAUGAAUUGUAACACAGUCAUGCCAGCAUUUACACCAAUUCCUCUUCUACUCUUCUGUGUUUCUGCCUGCACAAUUUGUGAUAUGAACUCAGUGCACAAGUAAACAUCUUCACAUCCUCCACACACACACACACACACACCCACACACACACACACACACACACACACACACACACACACACACACACACACACACACACACACACGCGCGCACCCCUAGACAAGCCAACCAUGCCCUCACCUUCAGACUCCAGCAGUGUGGCUUCAGCCUCUGGAUCUCGCGGUUGGUCUGACAGUCGCAGAGGCAUGUCAGGCAGGGGGCCCGGUGGGGCCCGUCUGCUGCUUUACCUGGGUUUGUGCCACCUGGGGCUGGGAGCCAUGGUUCUGGCCUUCUCUUUCACCAGCAUGGCCUUCACCUCAUCCGCACGCGUCCGGCAGUCCUGUCCAUUCUGGGCUGGCUUCUUUGUGGUGGCAUCAGGGAUAGUGGGAAUAAUCUCAUGGAGAAGACCUCUAACACUGGUGGUGUCACUGUUCAUGUUGCUGUCUGCAGUGUGUGUGAUCCUCAGCCUGGCCGGCUCUAUGCUCUCCUGUCAGAACGCACAGAUGGUCAAGUCAAUGCUCAACUGCCAGGUGGAGAAUGGUCUCUGUGUGUGCUGUGCAGGCACUCAAGCCUGCUCCAUGGCAGAUGAGGAUACCCUGGUUCUGUCCCUGAAUGGUGACUGUCACUCAGUCAAACAUCAGUUAAAGGACCUCCUGUUCAGUGCGUGUGGUCUCAGCAUUCUCUCCACCAUCAUUUGUACGCUGUCCACUGUGACUUGCAGUAUCCACAUAUUCUCCUUGGAUCUCGUGCACCUGCUUGCCCCUCAUCGCUCCCGCUCAGUCAACCCAGAAUGCACCACUCCGCAAGACGCCUUCCUGACCAACAUCAUGGACUUUGAGGAGUUUGUCCCCCCAAUUCCUCCUCCUCCCUACUAUCCCCCUGAAUACACCUGCAGCUCAGAGACAGAUGCUCAGAGCAUCACGUAUAAUGGCUCCAUGGAGAGUCCUGUCCCUUUGUACCCCACUGACUGCCCUCCUCCCUAUGAAGCUGUAAUGGGCCAAAGAGCUGCAAGCCAGGCAACAGUGUUUGACGCCCAUGGUACUGAGCUGUCUGGAGAGAGAGGGACCUCUACAGCCUUUAGCGGAGAAGUAUCUAUGGAUAGCGGUUCUCUGUUAAUGUCAGAGAUUGUGGACAUCCCUGAUGAUUCCUCCCCCUCUGAAGACUCAUGUUUGAUGGAGGUUGGGAUAAGGAGCCAUGGGGGCAACAGGCCCUGUGCUGACAGGAGCGACGGCUUCUUCCGUGGUCCACAGUGUCAAACACCAGAGAGUCCGCUGGCAGGAGGUCCGAGGGCAAGACGGUUCCUCAGAGGGGAAAGGUCUAAUUCCUGCUCCUCGCCUAGCACAGCUACCAAUACAUACAGGUCUCCUGUGCUGCACCGCCAGGCUGUGUUAGCUAGCAGCUGUUCCCAGCUGGAAGCAAUAGGAAACUCUCCAAGUCAACAGCAGCGUUUCAUCCCAGAGAUUCAGGUGAAUCUCACCGACCCCUCAAACCAGGAAGCUGCCCCGGCCUCAUCUGUUCCCCCUCCACCAUCUUCCUCAGCAGCCUGUGAGCACGGGAACGGACUGCUCCCUCCUCACGGGGCCCUUUACCUUCGACAAAGGGCUGAGAGAAGUGACAAACACGGAGGGACUGUUAGAAGACAGAGUGAAGGCUUUUUACGCCUUGUGAGGUCGCACAGUGAGCCAGGCCUCGGCUCUUCAACAGACACAGUUGACUUUGGGUCCGGAGGCAGCAAGGCAUCUACAGACACAGCUCCAUCUUCCGAAGCUUGUUUGUUGCCUCGGUCUUCUGUGGCUCCUCCUUCUGCUAUGCCAAGCAAAGGUGGCAUUAAGACAGCAGCCACAGGUGUGCAAAUCCCCCCAAAACCUGCACCCACCUCACCUAUACGUAUACCUAAAGACUACCACCGCUCUCUGGGAGACCUGAAGGUUACCCGAGUUCUGGUGGCUCGCUUCUUGCAGCGCUCCAAACGUAACCUGGGGCCACCCUCUGAGCAUGCUGGGAGCAUAGGUCAGGGGCCAAAGAGGAGAAGUGGAGUUGAGACAGCUGGCUCUGACCACCUGUCUUCUGAGCAAGUCUCGCGGACCCCUUGGAGCUCCAGCCGCGGACACCCCAACACUCACUCCCGUCACCCUCACUGCCGGGGACAUCACCAUUCCCACAGCGACAGUAGGCACAACCGGCACUACAGCGGUCGAGCGCCAGAAGGGAUCCACCUGCGCAGCUGCGGAGAUCUGAGCUCCUCCACUUCGUCGUUGCGUCGACUGAUGGCGCCUCACGCGCCUCAUGGGUCAUCGGGAGCUCUCUAUUCAGAGUCUGCGCUGUGACGAGAAAAGGAGGGCGAAGGAGGAAAGAGGAAGACAAGAUAGCACGAUUUUGACAAAAGUGAAAACAUUCAGAAUUUAUUUUUCGAAAGUCUUCCCCCCUUUUCCUCUUUGUCGCCUCCAUUUCCAGAGGUCAGCUGUGAAAACGGCUUUGCUUCAGAGGAGCUUCUGAUGGACUGAACAUCAGCGCAGAGCUCCAGCUUUCUUUACGAACAAGGAGAACAGUGAUCAAGGUUGAAUGACCAUUUCCAGUACAAUUGCAUUUCUUCUUUUGCAACAUUGUGGGUUCCAAUAUGUUUCCCAUCUUUUUUUCUACAUCGCUGUUAGACCACUUUGCUCAAGUGACGAGAAAUACCACCAAAAGCAGUCAGCUGAAUACAGUGUCUCACAAAAGUAUUCAUACCUUGGAUUCCAAUCAUCCUUAUUUCCUCAGAUGACAGUCUGAAGAAAAUAGUGUACACUAUUUCUCAGUGCCUCUAAGUCAGCACUUUGUAGGUCCACCUAUUACUGAAAUUGCAGCUUCCAAAUUUAGUCAAACUGGAUGGGGAGAAUUUGUGAAAUCCUCCUGAAGCUCCCGAUUUUUGAGCCCUUUGCAGAGCAGAACAUACUGUAUGUGUAUAAUAUUAAGAAAACUUUAGAUAAUGUUCACUGAUUGUUGAUAAAUAAACUGCUAGGUAAGGUUUUCUGGCCUUGGGCUCGUAGAAACAAUAAAUUACAGAUAAGAAAUUCUCUAUAACGCUACUGGAACAAAAUUAAACAUGUUUAGAAAAAAAUCACAAAUUGGCCUCGAUGUGUUGUUUUGGCAAAUAAACAAGUAGCAGACAUUUCUUAAUGACUUUACCAGAACGUCCUAAUGCCCCCUUAAAACAUUUUCUUCUGUUGUAAACAACAGACAACACCAAAUAAACCUACUGUCAUGGAGAGCCUUAAUGCAUGGCACUGGAAGGCGAUCCAGGUUUUUGUCUUUCAAACUCAUUCUUGUGAACAGCGAUGCUGCUAUAAUGAUAAAUUUACAAUAUAUUGUUCAGCUCUACUUAUUGCUGACUCAUGUUGGACUCUAUUCACCUAUCAAAUGACUUCUGAAGAGUGUUGAACUGCACUCUAAUUAGGGAUAUGACUAUAAUUGUACAACACAUUUUUCAGAUUUUUAUUUGUAAGAAAGUUUGGAAACCAUGCAUCGUUUACCUCCUACUUCACAAUCAUGCACUAGUUAGUCUCGGUCUUUCACAAAACAUUCACAGAAAAUUCAUGAAAUAUCAUGUCGAAAAAAAAAUUAAAUGGGGUGUGAAUACUUUUGGAAGCCUCUAUAUAAUGUACCAUAAGAUGUACCAAUGAGUUUGCACUUGAGGACAAAUGCUAUUACAAAGAAAAUCCUAAAUCAGCUUGAUUUUAUUCUUUCCCCCCCUUUAUCUUAAGUUAUUUUUCACCAAUUUGACAGUGUUCGCCUAAACAAAGCAGCCAGCAUUCCUUACAGAGACACCACAGACAUGACUCCAGUGGUUGUUGAAUUGUACCAUGGUGCGUGUGACAUGCACACAAAGAGGUGCAUGUUUUUGCUACAGCUGCAAUACUGCGGGAACCUUGUGCAUUUGAUUCUGCCUGUCCAUGUAACUAAGUAGCAAUUGCUCUGAAUGUCUUUAUCUGCAUGUUUGCUUCUUUAUUCUGUUUUUCCUCCUGCACACAGGACCUUCGAUGCAGCCACUUGAAAUGUUAGUUGAGGUUAGGGACAAAGUCACCUGCCAGGUGGCUCCACACUGGCCUCUGGACCUUGGCUUACUGGAGGAAGAUCCUUGUCAGAUGUGAACUGCUUUGAGAGGCUCUUGCAGUAAAUGUAUCAUGAAUAUCUGGAAUGCACACAGUGUUGUUACAUUUUGGCUGUGCAGUGGUUGUUUAAAGAUGAUUAAAUGAGGAAACAAACAACUAUAGAAGUGUAUAAACACAUUUAUAUCAGACUGAAUUUUUAAGCUGGACACACCGAUGUCAGUGAAGGCGCAUUUUGGGAACAUGCAAGUAUGCAUCUACACUAGUAAACACAAAAACAGACACACUCGGAAAGGCAACAAGAUUUGUUUCUACCUCCUGUCUUGCAUUAAAUUUUAUUCAUUUAAGCCUCUCAGGCUCAAAUUACUUGCAAAGACUAGCUAAGCAGCAUUUAGCUGUUGCAAAUCUGCAACAUCUGCCUGGAGAGGGUUAAAGAGACGUCUGUAUUGCAGGCCCACCUGGCUAAAACGUGUCACUGAAUGAUAAAUGUACACUAAAUAUGACACUUAUUUGAAAUUUAAAUGCAUUGUUGAUAGAUAAACUUUUAUUGUAAGUAAUGUACUUAAAUAUAUGAAAUAAAUAAUAGAAA